Pseudoliparis swirei is the source of this 1026-nucleotide messenger RNA. RefSeq names its product annexin B11-like. The record is from RefSeq and is a predicted model, not a curated record. Lineage: Eukaryota; Metazoa; Chordata; Actinopteri; Perciformes; Liparidae. The coding region runs from base 110 to 676 and encodes 188 amino acids. The transcript has 3 exons.
AGGUGACGUCUGCUCUCCAGCGGUAAUUUCACCUCGGAAACUCUGCUUCAUUCGGAUUGUGUGACCAACUGGGUUUUUGUCUCUGGAUAGUUCCAUCUGAGGUUUCAAAAUGUUCGGGCACAACCAAGGAAACCAGAACCCUCCUGGUUACCCAAACCACCCUCAGCAGAUGCCGGGGGGAUACCCUCAACAUCCCCCAGGCUCCGCACCGCCAAUGAACCCUCAACAUCCUCAAGGUCCAUACGGGGGCCAACACGGACCCGGACCUGGUUAUGGUCCCGGACCAGGCCAGGGGCAUGGACCGGGCCAGGGCUACGGACAAGGCCAGGGCCAGGGUCACGGCCAGGGUCACGGACAGGAACAUGGCCAUGGUCACGGCCACGGACAGGAACACGACCAGGGCCACGGCCACGGCCAGGGUCCCGACCAGGGUCACGGCCAGGGUCACGACCAGGGUCACUGCAAGGGUCACGGCCAGGGUCACGGCCAGGGUCACGGCCAGGGUCACGGCCAUGGACAGGGACACGACCAGGGCCACGGACAGUGCCAGGGUCACUGCAAGGGUCACGGCCAUGGUCACAAGCAUAAGGAUGGUCACAAGCAUGACAAGUGUCACAAGAAAGGAAAGGACUGUCACGGGGCCUCCAGCAGCUCCUGCAGCAGCGACUCCGACUAGACGGAGACUCCCGGAGAGGAGGAGAAACACCUUGAAACCUUCAUCUUCCAAACAAAUGUCACAAUCAAAAAGUCACUCCCUGAUUGUCUCUUCUUCUUCAAUGUGAUCAGAGUCUCUGAGUCUCUCACCUGACAGGCAUCCAGCAUCCGUCAAAUCAUUUUAUAGGUCAGCAUAUCACGACUCGUCGAUAUGGUUUGAUGCAGUUUACGCAUUGACUAUCAUUUUUAUAUAACUUUGGUGUAAGAUAUACGUUGCAGGCGUUAUUACAUAUCAUGAUGGUGUUAGGGAGAAAAUAAAGUCAAAGUGCUGUCUGUGUAUGAUUCAUGCUAUUAAAGUAAUGAUGCACUGUA